Messenger RNA from Loa loa (African eye worm), 312 nucleotides. RefSeq lists its product as hypothetical. Lineage: Eukaryota; Metazoa; Nematoda; Chromadorea; Rhabditida; Onchocercidae. The record is from RefSeq and is a predicted model, not a curated record. The annotation marks the transcript as partial. The transcript has 2 exons.
UUAUUCAAAACUAUCAGCAAGGAUGAAGAUGUUUUGGGACUAACUGUUCAAUUUUAUUCGUUGAAAGUCUCACCCCUACGACAAGUGAAUGUCCGUGGAAAUGAAAUUCUGGUUUAUUUCAUGGGCAAAAAAAGGAAGAAUAAUUUGGGAUCAAUACCGUAUCCGAUAAGAAAGCAAAUGAUAUCGGAUAAAAAGGAUGAAAACAAAGCAAAAAAAAGAAAGACAAAGGAUCAUGUUGCAUCAUAUAUCCAGUUAAAAAGGAAUAUCAAAAAUGGUAGUAAUAGGAGCAGGAUGGAUGGUUGUGAUUUGUAG